AUGCUUAUUCUCUUUGGGCUGCUGUACUUGGUGAGUGGACACUUGGUGCGGACUCAGGAUGCCACAGGUAGUCGCUUCGUGUGCAAUGCCAUUCCUCCAGGCGCAGAGCCGGGCUGUGGUUAUGGAUACACGGGUAACCGCAUCCCGAGCAGCUCCGCAGAGGAAGAGCUUCGCAACACCAUCAUCCAUCUGCGGGAAACCAUCCUGCAGCAGAAGGAGACCAUAGUGAGCCAGCAGGGCACCAUCAAAGAGCUCAACUCCAAACUAGCGCGCUGUGAGGCGGCCGCAGACGACUCCCAGAGCAAGACCCGGGGUCAGGGCUCCAGACGUAAGGACUACGGCAAGAACACGAUGGGAGACCUGCCCCGUGACCCCGGAGACACAAUAGACCAGCUGGGCAAGACCAUGCAGAGUCUCAAGGGUCGACUGGAGAGCCUGGAGCAGCAGAGUGUCCGUCUGCCAAACUCCAGCAUGUCUCUGACCAACACCGUGUCGUCUGCUCUGGCGCCGCUGCCUCCCGAGCUGCGGGACGUGCUCCGGCUGCGGCUUGGCGCCCUGGAGACUCAGCUGCUGCGCAAAGUGGCCGAGCUGGAAGAGGAGAAGAGCCAGCUCUACAAUGAAACCGCUGCACAUCGGCAGCGCACAGAGAUCGCUCUCAACACGCUCAUGGAGCGCAUCAAUGAACUGGAGAAAAAUAACAAUGCCUUCAAGUCACCUGAGGAUUUCAAAGUGUCCCUUCCUCUUCGUACUAAUUAUCUCUAUGGACGAAUUAAGAAGAGUCUUCCAGAGAUGUACGCCUUCACUGUCUGCAUGUGGCUCAAGUCCAGCGCCAGUCCUGGUAUUGGAACCCCCUUUUCUUAUGGUGUCCCGGGGCAGGCAAACGAGAUCGUCCUCAUCGAGUGGGGAAAUAAUCCGAUCGAGCUACUCGUAAACGAUAAGGUGGCACAGCUGCCUCUCUCUGUGAGUGACGGCCGCUGGCAUCACAUCUGCAUCACCUGGACGACCCGGGACGGCUUCUGGGAGGCCUACCAGGACGGGGAGCGCCUGGGCACCGGGGACAAUCUGGCCCCGUGGCACCCCAUAAAACCUGGAGGAGUCAUCAUUCUGGGACAGGAGCAGGACAUAGUCGGAGGGCGCUUCGAUGCCACUCAGGCCUUUGUGGGCGAGCUGAGCCAGUUCAACAUGUGGGACCGGGUGCUGAGGCCGGUGGACAUUGUGGGCCUGGCCAACUGCUCCGCGUACAUGCCCGGGAACGUGGUGCCCUGGGUGGACGCCAACGUGGAAGUGUUCGGAGGCGCCAGCAAAGCCCCUCUGGAGAUCUGUGAAGAACGGGCGUUUGACUCCUAA
Molecule: messenger RNA, 1347 nt
Organism: Knipowitschia caucasica
Lineage: Eukaryota; Metazoa; Chordata; Actinopteri; Gobiiformes; Gobiidae
Source: the annotation of a GenBank genome assembly